This is a messenger RNA of Hyaloperonospora brassicae, 885 nucleotides long. NCBI's taxonomy places the organism in Eukaryota, Oomycota, Peronosporomycetes, Peronosporales, Peronosporaceae. The record is from the annotation of a GenBank genome assembly.
AUGCAGACUCGCACCGUCGUGUCGACCACUUUGAUAGCAGUAACAGCAGCAGCAGCAGCAGCCGGUGGGAUCCACGCCAAAGACGGCACAAACGGCACACUGACGUUUGAGUCCCCUGUGCUGACGGCCUAUGUCUCGACCGUAUAUUCGACGCCCACUCGAAAGUCGAGCUUGGAGCUGUGGACGCCCAAAUGGAUCAAACACCACCUCGUGCAGCCCUUCCCCGAGCCCGAGCCAACGUCGGUCUCUGAUUGCGCGAGUGUCAUGUUCAAGCCGCAGCUCCACGUCGUGCGCGGAUGCCACCCGUAUCCUGCAGUCAACGAAGUGGGGGAAACUGGCAGCGGUCUGAAACCAACGGGACGCCCUGAUGGCCAAUGCAAGGGAUCGGGGUACGGGUCUCAAAUCUACGGGCGUUCCGUGCGGUACCGGGGCAAGUGGGCCAUCAUGUACGCGUGGUACUUCCCGAAAGACAAUGCGGACCAUAAACGUCACGACUGGGAGCACGUUAUCGUGUGGAUCGACAAUCCGGCCGCCGGGAACCCAGAGGUGCUGGCUGUCACGCCGUCGUGCGGAAAAUCUGCCUACUUGCGGAAGGUCCCGCCUGGCCCUGAAUACAUGAGUGGAGAAAGUGUCAAACUCAGCUACGGAGCGGAUAUCAAGGACGAUUACCGGCUCAAGUUCACAACGGAGACUGGCGAGCACCAGUCACUGAUCAUGUGGGAGCAGCUGCCGGAAGACGCCCGCCGAGCUUUUAACGGCAUUCUCUGGAGCAACGUCAUGAUGCCUCUAAACGAUGCAUGGUUUAUGUCCGAGUUGAAGCGGGCCUGGCCUUUUGGAAAAUGGAAAAAGGGUCUAGUGAACGCUACGAGUGGCACUGCAUCCUAA